CAUCUUAUACGGCAGAGGGGAAAGGGAGCGGAGGGAGACAGAGGAUAGGAAGAGAGAUGGGUCGGCGAGGAAAGGAAAGCGACGAUGAGGAGGACGAUUUCCUCUACCGCUACCCUCUUCCCUCUUCAUCCACCGGCGGCCGCCACCACGACGAAGCCACUGCCGGCGCCGCCUCCAAGGGCGGAUCCGGCGGCCUCGCCCCCUCCAAAUCGACGGUCUACGUCUCCAACCUCGACUACUCUCUCACCAACUCCGAUCUCCACACCAUCUUCUCCACCUUCGGCAAGGUCGCCCGCGUCACCGUCCUCAAGGACCGGGUCUCGCGCCGGAGCCGCGGCGUCGCCUUCAUCCUCUUCGUCUCCCGCCACGAUGCCACCGCCGCUGUCCGGACUAUGGACCGCAAGGUACUCAACGGCCGCACCCUCUCCGUCUCCAUCGCUGCCGACAACGGCCGCACCACCGAGUUCAUCCGCCGGAGGGUCUACAAGGACAAGAGUCGCUGCUACGAGUGCGGCGAGGAGGGCCACCUCUCGUACGAGUGCCCUAGGAAUCAGCUCGGCCCCAGGGAGCGGCCAAACCCUAAGCGGGCCCGGAGAGGUGCGCAGCGCGGCGGCGGCGGCGAGGUGGUGGUGGGGGGGGAGGACUGGGGUUCGGAUGGUGGAAAUGAGGCGGAUUUCGAAGAUGAUAACUGGGCAUCAGUGGUAGACACGAGGGGGGCCGAGGAGAAGGCAAGGGGUAGGGAGGAGUGGAGAGAUGAUGAGAAGGAUAAGAAGAAGAAGGUGAAGAAAGUUAGCUACUUUAGUGAUGAGAGUGGCGAGGACGACUAGUAAGAUCAGAUUAAGACAAUGUGGAAUAGGACUGAAAUCGUUCUCGGUUACUUGUUUUUCAAGAGUCCAUGGAUCAUUUUGUCUAUGAUUUGCAGAAGAAGAAGUCAAGGGUUUUAUAUAGGAGUUGGAUGUGCCCGGGGUAUUGAUGAGUAUCCGGUUCAAUGAACCUUUUGUUUACUGAAUAUGUAUCUUUGUUCGAAGUGUUAUCUUGCUUCAAAGUUUACCAUCCUUUUUCAAGAGAAAGAUGCUAGAGAGUUGUUCCAAUUUGGGACCCAUCAACCUUGUAAAUGGGGUCUGUGAAAUAACAACUCAUUGAAUGCCCUUAACUCAAGCAAAUGUUUUGGGUGAGCUUGUCUCUUUGAACCAACAUGCCUCCAAAAGUGUUGGAUGCACUGCAUUGUCACCUUAAUGACCAAUGAAUGCAUUGAUUCUUGAAAUUAGUUUGAUGUAGUGUUGUCUUAUUAAACUUCUUUGCAAGCUCGAUCUAGUA
This is a messenger RNA of Elaeis guineensis (African oil palm), 1317 nucleotides long. RefSeq names its product U11/U12 small nuclear ribonucleoprotein 31 kDa protein. Gene Ontology annotation, cellular component: U12-type spliceosomal complex. Lineage: Eukaryota; Viridiplantae; Streptophyta; Magnoliopsida; Arecales; Arecaceae. The record is from RefSeq and is a predicted model, not a curated record. Gene Ontology annotation, biological process: mRNA splicing, via spliceosome. Gene Ontology annotation, molecular function: RNA binding; zinc ion binding.